AUGUUCAGAACCACAUUAUCAAGAAACUUGGGAUUAAGAGUAGUCCCAAGUAAUCCUCUUAAAUUACAUGCAUUGGGAUUAGUUCGUUAUAAUUCUACUAAUGAAAAACUUAGAAAUGCAAUUGGUUUUGAUCAAUGGACAACAACAAAUGAUAAAUCAAAAUCACAAGAACGUUCUUCAUUUUCCAAUAUCAAUGAUUUAUUAGAUAGUACUAUUUCCGAAGCAAGAUCUUCACAUACAACAACUCCAUUUGCUAGAGAUUUUAAUGUUACUCAAGUAGAAUAUGAUCCACGUCAAGCUGCAAGACAAAUUCAUUUAAUAGGGACCAAUGCUGGUAGAUUAGUGAAUGUUCCAACGGGAAGUCCUAGUCGUGGGUUUUCAUUGGUUAGAGGUGUUGUUUCACAAAAUAAACUUAGAUAUUUACAACGUAUUCAAGAAAGAUAUAUUCGUCCUGCAAAAUUAAGAAAACAACAAAGAAGAGAAUGGUGGAGAAGACAUUUCAAAAGAAACUUUAAGAUAAUGAUGGGACAGGUCGGUCAAGCUGUAAGAAGAGGAUAUUAG
This is a messenger RNA of Hemisphaericaspora subhashii, 561 nucleotides long. RefSeq names its product mitochondrial 37S ribosomal protein bS21m. Gene Ontology annotation, molecular function: structural constituent of ribosome. The transcript has a single exon. Bases 1 to 561 code for a protein of 186 amino acids. The record is from RefSeq and is a predicted model, not a curated record. Gene Ontology annotation, cellular component: mitochondrial small ribosomal subunit; ribosome. Lineage: Eukaryota; Fungi; Ascomycota; Pichiomycetes; Serinales; Debaryomycetaceae. Gene Ontology annotation, biological process: translation; mitochondrial translational initiation.